Molecule: messenger RNA, 8044 nt
Organism: Vespa crabro (European hornet)
Lineage: Eukaryota; Metazoa; Arthropoda; Insecta; Hymenoptera; Vespidae
Gene: cdi
Product: probable serine/threonine-protein kinase DDB_G0282963
Exons: 6
Coding region: 2360-5242 (960 amino acids)
Biological process (GO): actin cytoskeleton organization; protein phosphorylation
Cellular component (GO): nucleus; cytoplasm
Molecular function (GO): protein serine/threonine kinase activity; ATP binding
Source: RefSeq, a predicted model, not a curated record
CGUGGACUAUCGCACUUGAAUGAAGAAGAAGAAGAAGAAGAAGGUGCACUUCAAAAUAUUAUUUAUUUUAGUCAUGCAUUUUUUCUACUAAUCGUUCUAGUUUCGUAUUACAUGAAAAAUUCAUUAACUAUACUUUCAUCGUCUUGAUCUGUCCUAGAGCAGAAUGAACAAUUGAAACGGUGAAAGGCAUUGUUAUACGCAUAUGAGAAUUCUCACACUUUCAUUGGAAUUUAUAAAAAGCGUUAAAAAAUACUCCGCUAAACGCACAUACCCGCUUAUGUAUGUAUACAAACACACAUAUACGUAAACGUUGUUGGGAGAGAAGAGAACAGAAAAUUCUCACAAAUUGUUUUCCCGUGCGAAGCAUCGUACUUUCGUUUUUGUGAUCAAAUUUCUCCAUAAUAUUGAUAAUCCGAAUCCAUUGUUUAAUCUUUUAUGAAAGAAUGAUCAUAGGGAAAUCAUGGAAUCAAUUUAUUUAAGAAUAUUGGACAUAUUUGGGAAAACAUUGAUGAUGUCUGAUAUAUAAAAAAUACUCGAUAUGGUAGAGCAUUUUAAACAUUUUUUUUGUAUCCUUUCUUAAUUCCUAGCAUUGAAAGAAAAAAAUUCGUUGCAUAAAUAAGAAUAUGUAAUAUAGCAAUGUUCGUUCUAUCAACGUCGAUGCGAAGCGCCAUUGACGGAAGGGAAAGGACUCACAGUAAGUUCUGGUAUGACCAGAAGGAGGCGCCCAAUCCCGCACCCUCAUUCAUAUCCGUAAUGGCUGCUGUCUAGCGUUGUUCGCUGAGUGCGUUCUCUUCGCGCGCGCGACGGAGAGAGCGCGAGAAAACGGGAAGGAGAGGGAGAAAAAUAGAGUGAGAAAGAGAGAGGGAGAGCGUGAAAAGAAACUCCGGACGUGCCGUCGUGAAAAUUCAGUGCGCGCCGAUCAACGUCGCGUGGUGUGAAAGUGUUUGGUUGUCUUUAAAAACAUUCGUUAUUCUCCCGUGCAACGAAAGAACGCACCACUACGGGAAUACUCUACCACCGUUGCAGUAGUAGCAGUUAAUAUACACGAAGCACACUCUGGGAUUCUCCUUCUUUUCCGAGAUGGACCUAGUGCUUUGGAUGUGUAUGUUUGGAUGCGUGAGAGAGUGAGUUAGUGCGCGCGAGCGUAAAUGUGCCUAUGCGUUUGCCACUACUGGUGGUAGUGAGUGUGUUUUUCUCGUUUGUACGAUUACACGAGGAAGACGACGACGACGACGACAACGACGACGACGACGACGACGACGACGACGACGACGACGACGACGACGACAACAAUAACAACAACAACAACAACAACAACAACAACAACAUCAACAACGACGACGACGACGAAGAAGAAGGCGCGUGGACGAGCGUCCUUCGUGAAUUUAUUCAGGAGAAGGAAGAAGAUAGCAGAUAGGUGAAAUUGAGGCGGCGCUUGUUCGUUACCUUAAUCCUGACUUAUCUCCUCGAGACGAAGAAGAGAGAAAGAGAGAGAGAGGGCAGAGUCUGUGCUAGACAGAAGGAGGGUGUCGCGGUGUCGUCUCGAGUUAACUUAGCGUCGUAAACAGAAAAGUGACAGCCCGACUUGGAUGAGGAAAAAGAGAGAAAAGGAUAGAAAGAAAAACGACGUGUUGGUGGACAUCGUCGAGACGAAGGAAACCCAUCGACGACGUUCGGUGCUCACUCUGCCCCGCUACGAAUUCUCCACCGUGGUUCAAGGUCUUCUAAAAUCAUCCAAGUACGUGCAGUCGUCUGCCUGCCAAGGCUCCUCGAGAAAACGAUUUCUCCUUGCAAGAAAAACGAUUCGCUUUUCUUCUUAAUUCCGUUGCUAUCUGGUGAACGACGACGACGACGACGACGUUGACGGUGAUGUUGACGUCGAGAAAAGAAACGUCGAACGAGCGUGCCUUGGAACGUGAAGAGAAAAAAUAACAGGAACAGGUACGAAAGGAACAAGAGAAUUUUGAAAGUUCAUUCAAGAGAAGAGAACGUGUGCCAAUCGAUGAGACAACAGAGUCUUCCUUUCCGAUCGUUUCGAAUGAUCGUUCUUAAACGAUCGACUGUGAUUUAAAAUCGUGAUUCUACUGCCAAAAGAGGAGACUUUCGAAGUUGAGAGAGAGAGAGAGAGAGAUGCCAAGCUGUUAGAUUAGUUUAGAGAGCUCGCAUAACUUGGAAGUCUUCCCGAAGAAGCGUCGUUGCUGAUUCGAAUUUAAGAAGAAUUAAUCUCUUCUAAUUCGUCAUUAACAUUGACAUCGAGGAGUGUCGUUUAUAUGGCAAUGCGGUACCAUCAUCGUCGAACUUUAUCGCGCAGUUAUUAUUCGUGCUACACAGAGUGGAAGUUGGAGGAAUAACAGCGAGGAUGUUCGGGAAGGUGCCAUCCAGUAUCAAUUCGAACGCAGGCCCUGGACCACCCCAUCAAAAUCCUACGAAUAAAGUCCCUUACGUCAGGCCAACGACUGGGACGACGUGCCUUUCGUGUUACGAAGUACCAACUGUUCAAUCUAGUACUUCCGAUGAGAAGGCAAAGUCUUGGUGUCCGGUGUUAUCCGAGUCAUUGCCGUGUAAUCCUUCGCAAGAUCGUUCCUUACCCCUAUCCACUUCGUCCUCCGUUACGGAGAUAAACGGAGCCACGAGAAAGGAGCAACAAGCUACGUUCUCGACAAACAGGAACCUGCAAUCCAGCAAUAAAUCCUCUUCUUCCAUCAAGGACUCUACAAGGAUCCACAGAUGUUCUUCCAAUCCCAAUUGCCCUGGUCUGUCGAGUACAACUACGAAAACUUCUAUUGGUUGUCUCUCGCCGAGAUCCCAAAGGAUUGCCAUCAGCUCUUCGAAUCUCGAGUCAAAACUGACGAGAAAACACUCUGUCGGUAGUCGAGAAUUUGCAAUUAGCAGAGAAUUGUCUUCGUGCAAGUCUAACUUCAGAGACUUUGUUCAAUCGAAAAACAACGAUGCUACCUCUGAAAGCGUCGACGAAGUUCCGAGCGUCGUCGAGGAGUUUGUCGAUCCUUCGACGAUCCUGACGAGCGCUACUUCGACCGUUCAUCAAACACGAGUCACACAAAAAUCCGCGUCUAGGUCGAACUCGACGGGUGACAAUCCUUGUUGCUUUGAAAGAACGACGGAAAGAGGCGAGCCCAAGGAUCAUUAUCAUCAUCAUCAACAUCAUCAUCACCAUCAUCAUCAUCGCAACAAUCUUGCCCGAACACCAGCCGAACUUUUGCAACAAAAUUGCAUCGACUUCGUCAUUCAGGAUUUACCGACCGAAUUGCAAUCCUCGCCGAGAAGUUACAAGGAUCGUGAAAAAACUCGUGACACUUGGAGACCAACUGAGAUGGAGGGAAAUUUGUGUGGACUGAACUCUUGCUCCGGUGACUCCUUCCAAGAUGGUACCUCCACCAAGAGGAGAACCGGUGCAUCCUGUCAAGCGCUAAGGCACGCCGUUGCUUCCUUGAAUCGUCUCGAUGACUUUUACAUGGAGAAAAUUGGCGCUGGUUUCUUUUCCGAGGUCUACAAGGUUACACACAAGGUAACUGGUCAGGUGAUGGUCCUAAAAAUGAACCAACUGCCUGCGAAUAGGCCGAACAUGUUGAAGGAGGUUCAACUUAUGAACAAACUCAGCCAUCCAAACAUACUCAGGUUUAUGGGAGUCUGCGUUCACGAGGGUCAACUACAUGCCUUGACGGAAUACAUAAACGGUGGUAGCCUGGAGCAAUUGAUAAUGUCACGGCAUACACCGUUGCCCCACCUGAUACGCAUGAAUCUUGCAAGAGACGUCGCACGUGGAAUGGCCUAUUUGCACAGCCGCGGCCUCUUUCAUCGCGAUCUAACUUCAAAGAACGUCCUCAUUAAGAAGGACGAGAAUACGACGGAGAUGACUGCUGUGGUCGGUGAUUUUGGAUUAGCAGCUAAGAUACCAGAUCCUAGUUCGGGUUAUAGACUGAGCACAGUAGGCAGUCCUUAUUGGAUGUCACCGGAAUGUUUGAAGGGUCAAUGGUACGAUCACAGAUCAGACGUUUUCUCAUUUGGUAUCGUCGUUUGCGAGUUGAUCGGUCGCGUUCCUGCUGAUCCAGACGUUCUACCACGCUCAGAUAACUUUGGCCUCGAUUAUCUGGCCGUGGCGGAGAUCUGUGCGGCUGCCGACCCACCACCUGCCUUCUUGCAGCUAGCCUUCGAUUGCUGUACCUACGAGCCUAAAUCGAGGCCAACUUUCCCAGAGAUCAUGUCCAGUCUUGACAGCAUGAUCGGCAAUUAUGAGGAGGAAUCUAAAAGCAAUAUAAGUAAUAGGCAAUCGGCCGAUCCAGCUCUAAUGUCGAGCAUGGAUGAAAUCGUUCGAGAAGGUCGUACGAUGCGACGUAGGACAGCUCGACUUAGAAGUCAAUCCGCUGAUGCCAGAGGUUGCGAUAACGCGACGCCAUCGGACAAAGCUAGAUGUCAUUCAUCGAGAAGAGUAGCUGAGCUGGCUAGCCGAAGAGAUCCACAUUAUAGACCUAUGACAGCAAAUCCAUUUCACGCGUUGGGCGGCGUUAAGAAGAUCUUGGGGGACCUUUUUUCCAGUUGUUUGGAGUUACCAUCGCUCGAAGAUGUUAGACCGAGCGUUACCGACGGCGUUAGCAAAUUCAAACCGGCGCAGAAUGAUAGUAUCGCCAAAAUCCUGGAUAGGAAGAAGCCUAAUUCGGAACCUAGCAGUCCUACGGCGAGAAAGAAAUGGGAAAGGAAGGUGGCUACGAAAGUCGGCGCGGCUAGUCUUUUCGCUCAUCCUCUCUUCCGAGAUGGCUGGGAACCAAGAAGACGAGGUAGCUGCGAAUCAGGUUUCUGGAGUUGCGUCGGGGAAGACCUCAGCCCUGAGCCACCGAAUCGUCGACACACGUCGACCCUUAGCAGCUCUGCGGCCAGUAGUCUUUUCCUGCUGGACGAUCAUAGAACCAGUUCGAUAUAUACGGAUUCUUCCGAAGACAUAGCCAGUCUUGGCGGUGGAGAUUCUUCUUGUUGGGAGGAUAGACUAAGCGGGAUUGGAUCGUCUAGUAAAACGAUUUCAAAGAUAGUCGAGUAUUUUGAGAGGAAACAGGCAACGGCAGGUAGUCUGAGACUUUGCGAUCACGAUUCGGUAGCUCCUAGUAGGAUGAGCUUGUUGAGAGCAAGCUUGGAGGGUCCAGUUCCAUUGUGUAGUAUUUCGGCAGCUCAGAGGCUAGUCGUGUGCGAGGGAGCUGUUCGCAGCAAAUUGCCUCUUUUCGAUAAGAAAUGAUCGAAUCCGUUAAAACGUGAGACCCUUGUUACUUAGACUUUCUUAUUUUUCAAAGAUACUUCCAUGAUAUAUAUAUAUGUAUAUAUAUAUAUAUAUAUAUAUGUUUAGAGGAGGGAAUUUUUCAAAUAGUUGAGCACGCUCUGUUGCGCAUAAUAGGUGUCGCUGAAUAUGAUUAAGGAAACGAAAAAACGAAAAAUAUCCUAGUGGGACGUAUGCUUAUAUCGUGUCACACUAAUAAAUCUAGGAACCCAACUGUGAUGUUUUUGAUAAUCUACAUAAAAAUAACGUGACCACUCAAGUUUCAUUACAAAGAAGAAUAGAAUAUCGAUAGUGUCGGAGAUCUCUUAUGCGCAACACUAGGCUCGUUUUUAAACUCUUUCGAUUAUGUAUGGUAUGUCAGUUUCCCGUUCGGAUAGAUCGAUAAUAUUUUCGUCAUUCAUCUAAACAAAAUUACAAAUGAUGGCCUAAUUUUUUUCCUCCAAAUUUCGUUCAUUCGAAAAUUGAUGCGAUUCUGGUAAUAUUUUCUAAUAUCGUUUAUUCAUAGUAAACCUUAGACGCACACUAAUCAACUAUGAAUAUAAUAGAAUUAUGCGUUUGCAAAACAUUUGCAUGUUUGACCAGACGUACAGUAUAUACAUAUCCAUAUUCGUGCACCGAUCGAGAAAAGAAAGGAUAAAGCAAUAGAAACGUUAUCUUGAAAUAAUGGAGAUCAGUGCGAGAGGGAGGAGGAGCACUGUUCGCGCCCUUAUCUUUUUGCAGUGCCUCGCAGUUCCUAGUAUAUAUCCAUUUCCGUCCUUCCGCACGUAUGUAGAUCCAAACAGUUUGAACCUUUAGGAAAAAGGACGAUAACACCGGAUCGGUGAUUGAGCUUCCUAGAUCACGUGUAUGAUUGAUCAUUAAAUCGCCUAGAUCGAUUGAAGGGAUCGAAAGAGGGAUCGCAUUAGGAGUCUCUGCGAACUUUAUUUAACUCCUCGUCGUUCUUCUUUAAGAAGAAGGAACGAUUCUUCGAACAAACGAAAGAGAAGAGAAAUUUUACAAUGUACAUACAUUAUAUAUAUAUACAUACAUAUAUAUAUAUAUAUAUAUAUACAUACAUACAUACACACACGCAUAGAUAGACGAUCGCGUGUUUCUUCGAUUUUCAAAAAGAACUUCGCCAGGGCCUAAGUUCUUCUAAGUACUUCCGCGGAUGAGUCUCAGUAAAAAGAUUCGUCGAUCUUUUUGUGCCCGAUCGUUAAAGUAGUAAGAUAUAUCCGUAGAUUAGUAUACUCAGGACGAGAGAAAGGAAGAUAUAUAUAUAUAUAUAUAUAUAUAUAUAUAUAUAUAUACAUAUAUACACAUACUAUAUUUUGUUGGCGGGAAAAUCCGUGUCCUGAAUAUUUUUGUUGAGAGGUGAAAAGAGGACGAAUGAAUGAAAACGAGUGAAUGAAUCGUUUACGAAAGAAAGAAAAAAAAACAUAUGAAACUGAUCUAGUCAGUGUAAUUAAAUGUGGCGGCCUUAUCUUUUGUACGUCGUAAUGGUUAAAUCGAAGAGAAACUUAGGGCAUUAGAAAUUCGAUAGAUAAGGAGCAUAGGAUGUAAGAGUGAUCUUUUCUUUUUUUUUUCUUCUUUCUCUUUCGAUACGGAUUAUUUAUACGAGAAUACAAAGAGUGAGAGAGAGAGAGAGAGCGAAUUAGAAUGCAGGUCAUAUGCGGUGGUCCUUGGUUGCGUCCAAUGAAAAGCAUCCGCGUUGAUUACAAUAGUGCAGCUGUGAAAUCGCUUAAACGUUCAAUCGUUUCGUCGCGCUACUUCUUAUAGGACGAGUCGAACCAAAUUUUUUUAAAUAGAAUCGAUAGACUAUACACACACACACACACACAAGCACACACAUGCAUAUAUAUGCACACACGAUAAAACAAACAUGCGUAAACAUAAACACGUUUUUACUUAUUCAAGUUCGUUCACGGGUUUUACCUGAUAAGACUGCGCGUUUGUUAAAUAUUGUUUGUAAACGAGAGAUAGAGCGAAUGAGCGAGUGAAAAUAGUAGGUUGAAUUUUUGUCUCUCGAUAUUCGCAGUCUCUUCCUCGACCAGUGGACUGCAACGAUCUUGCAGAAUUUCCUUCAUUUCCUUUCUUGCUUCUUUUCCUUCCUUCUUUAUAUCUUUCCUUCUUUCUUUAUGUCGUUGAUGUUUUUGUUUACACGACGCGUCAAUCGGUACCUGAAGAAUCGAGACGAAUGGACUGCGAACGUGUUAGGUUUUUAUUAUUAAUUGUGCGGACAUAUCGGGAAUGGACAUAUCCUGAAAUUCUCGUUCAUCGUAAAAAGAAUGGAUUGUAAAAAUAGGAACGAGUAUUUGUAUGUAUGUGUGUAUGUAUAAAAGAGAGAAUGAAGAGAGUAUCGGUGGUCCGAGAGACGCAUUUCUCAAGAAAAAGAAAAGAAAAAGGGUUAUUUAUUUUAAGUAAAAACAUAGAAUACGUAUAAAUCUCGUUACAAAACACAGACAUUUUUACGACGAGUGAUGAAAAGGCGUUACAAAAGUUUUUCGACGAACGUCCGUCGAAUAUGAAUGUGCGAUGAUAUGGAAAUGAAAGAAAAAAAAAGUCGAGUAAACAAUGAGAAAUGGUGUGGUGAGACGAAGAUAAUAAUAGUUGUAACAAUUAAUCGGUAAUAAGUGAAAGAGAGAAUUUUGGUGGAGCUCUAUAUAGAUAAACUAUAUUAUAUUGUAAAGAUUCCUAUAUACAAGAGUAAUAAAACUAAGGACUCCCAAUUUUUACCAAAAGAAAAGAAAAUAGAAGAAAAGGAAAGAAAGUAAGACAAACAAA